Molecule: messenger RNA, 1128 nt
Organism: Tigriopus californicus
Lineage: Eukaryota; Metazoa; Arthropoda; Copepoda; Harpacticoida; Harpacticidae
Exons: 8
Coding region: 386-1006 (206 amino acids)
Source: RefSeq, a predicted model, not a curated record
AUGCACUCAGAAGAACGGCGUUGCCGCUGGAACAUGCGCAUCUGGAUAUGGAAUUUGCUGCACAUUUUCGGCUACGUGUGGACAAACCUCUAGCGAGAAUUGCACAUACUUCGAAUCUUCCAGUGUUCCAAUUGGAGCUUGUCGGUUGAAAAUUUGCAAGUGUAAUGACAACAUCUGCCAGCUCCGUCUGGAUUUUAAUUCCUUUGUGAUUUCGGGACCGGUCACACUCUCUUCUUCAACUGGAAAAGCCAUAAAUGGUAUCGUCACCGCAACUGGAACCAAAGAUGUGAAUUUAGCGACUCAGUGUUUAACUGAUCGAUUCUCAGUGACGAAUCCAGGAAGUUCAAGCCCACCCACCAUUUGUGGAACUAACACUGGGACCCAUAUGUACGUGGAUGCCAAUGAAAACUGCAAUGAAUUAGCCUUCCAAUUGGGUUCCUCGUCAUCUGUAAAUCGCCAAUGGUCGAUUAAGAUUACCCAAUAUGCCUGUGACUUUGACAAUUUGGCGCCCGAGGGAUGCACUCAGUACCACUUUGGUUCCAAUUCAGGCACAGUUAAAAAUUACAACUAUGAUGGUGGUGCUCAUUUGGCCAAUCAAGAGCAAAAGAUUUGCGUCAGACAAGAAAGCGGCAACUGCGAGACCUGCUAUUUUCAAAUCGAGAAAACGGACUUUCGCGUAUCUGGCAAAACCUCAAAAUCAACUGGAUACACCGCGAAAACCCAGUGUUGUGGAUAUGGAAGCAAAGGAGACGAUGUCAAUGGGUAUGAUUGUGUGGUGAUUCCGGGUGCGCUGAAACAAACAGACAAGCAGGACCCAGCCUUAGGCUCUCAAUUUUGUGGGGGAAUCCUGACAACCAUUGACGCGGGGACAGACGGCAAAACUGUUUGUACAAAACAACGUCCUUUUCACAUCACUUUUCGUUCCGACCAUUUUGAACACCCUGAUGAGUCAAAAAAGAUGAUCACAGAAGGAUUCCGAUUGGCUUAUACUCAAAAAAGCUGUUAGAUGUCCUCUUGGAAACUGUGCUUGUCUGUUAAAAUGAAAAUCAUGUGCAUAUUUUUUUUUAUAUUCUACUUUUCAUCUAUUUAGUUCCCUUGAGCCUGAUUACUAAUGAAUAAAUAACCAAU